Molecule: messenger RNA, 1764 nt
Organism: Scylla paramamosain (green mud crab)
Lineage: Eukaryota; Metazoa; Arthropoda; Malacostraca; Decapoda; Portunidae
Product: zinc finger protein 62-like
Exons: 4
Coding region: 367-1386 (339 amino acids)
Biological process (GO): regulation of transcription by RNA polymerase II
Cellular component (GO): nucleus
Molecular function (GO): DNA-binding transcription factor activity, RNA polymerase II-specific
Source: RefSeq, a predicted model, not a curated record
AUGAAAUCCCCCUAAAAUUCACGAUGCAAGAAAACAGUGUCGUUAUAAGAAGUUCAGAACAGUUAUUGCAAGAAAACAGUCAAGGCAGCUCAUGUUCACUCGUGAGAAGAGCAGUGCUCCCGUUGAGCAGCGAGACUUGAUAUUCCCUGGCGCAUGUCUACAGGGUGGCCUGUGAUCAAGGGAGUAUUACCUGUGCCGUGCGCCCUAUCCCAGUGCAGCUAUGGGAUCCUUUGUGACGCUCAGCGCACAGGCCCUCAAACACUUGCUGGAGGCGUGUCACAAUUGUGCUGGAGCACAAGGAAUACAGUUCAAGUUUCUGUGAAUCUGUAAAGAUGUCUCAACUUGAUCGAACAGCUGCCAAAAUGGAUGGCUUACUGCAGCCUCAGAGGAUCUGCCUCCUGUAAUCCAGCCAAGCUUUGCAUAGACAAUAUAUCAGAGAGGCUGGGGAAGGAAACAGUUCAUCCUUUUUCUUUCCUUUGCUGUGAGACAAUUAUUAGCAUUGAUGGGGUCAUCUGGCACUCUGAGGAUGUGACUUUGGACAACAUUACCAGCAAAGCUCAACUUCGCCACCAGCCAGUGUACGAGAGACAGAAUCCAGCUGUGAUGAAUAAAGAGUUCAAUGACUUUGUAGACAUCAGUGUGAAAUGUGAGGAUGGUGUCAAAAGUAUUAUUGAUGAAGAUGAUGCUUCCUGCAAGAUUGUCUUAGAAAAGGAUCCUCUACUGUUGGAUGAGUCACCUGCACUGCACACAAACACAAGUGGGUGUGGGAGUGAAGGACAAGCUCAGGAGUAUGAUGCAAAGUCUGUCAACAAAGGUUUGAGAAAGAAAUUUGUAGGAAUAUUAGAAAAACAGGAUUUACUGGGCAUGAAUAUAUCAAGUGAACAAAACAAAUUUCCAGGGUGUACUAAAGGAAAAAAAUACCCAGAAAUCUUUGCAUGUGAAUUCUGUGGAAAAACAUUUAAAGGAAAGGAGAGAGCAUAUCAGUUUUAUUAUCACAGGAACCGUGAACAUACACAUGAAAUGUCAUUCAAGUGUGAUGUGUGUUCAAAAGAGUUCUGGGGUGACCGAGAACUAUUGGCACACAGAACUCAGCACAAAGAUCAGGGUCAUGUUUGUCAUAUUUGUGGACAAAAGUUUAAUGCCAGUAAGAACCUCAAAGUUCACCUUUUAAUCCAUGUCCCCAUUCGAGAACAUGUUUGCCAUUACUGUGAUAAACCCUUCAGAAGAAAAGAUCACCUAACAGUUCAUGAGAGAAUCCAUACUGGAAUUCGACCAUAUCAGUGCCAGUGGUGUGAUUCAGGGUAUCCCCAAAAACACCAGUUAAAACUGCAUAUACGAAAGUGUCCCAUUUUAAGACAAACUGAUGCAAAACUUUAUGGUACUUAGUGCAUUCAUUUAAUUGUAUGCCAAAUACUAUAUCAAUAUCCCAGGACUUCAUUACUUAACUUCCAUCUCAGGUACUACUGUUCAUGGUCAUGACUGUAAGCUCAGUUACAUCAAUGUGGCAUGUUGUCACUUAAGUUAAGACUCACUUCCAAUAUUUGUGAAGGGGGUUGUACAUGCAUUUACUUUGUCUCUUUGAUUUUGUCAGUGUCUCAUCUUGGUGUAUAACAAUAAGUAGCUUCAAGAAUCUUUAGUAUCUAAAUCAUCAUCAUUGUCCCAGACGCUGAUACCACAUGAAUCAGGAUAUCAUCUAAAACACUUUUGAAAUUGUAUAUAAGAUGUAUAUUCUUGUUCCAUGCACGAAUAAACUACAUAGCAUAA